AUGGCGUCUUCUUCUUCUUCCUACUGCACCCGCUGGCACGCCAUGUUCUACAUCACCCUCGCCGUCAUCCUCGCCGCCGUCUCCAUCUCCACCACCCUCAGCUCCGACUCCAACUCCGACUCCGACUCCCAAACCCCCCAGUCCUCCACCGCCAUCAGCCACGUCAUCUCCCUCAGCGCCUCCAGAACUCUCCGCUCCUCCGGCUUCACCAUCACGGCUGCUCUCCUCCAAAUCUCACCGGAGCUCUUCCUCACCUCCCCGAACUCCACCAUCUUCGCGAUCGCCGACUCCCACAUCUCCAACGCCUCUCUCCCUCCUCACCUCCUCCGCGACAUCCUCAAGUACCACACCUCGCCGGUUAGGGUUUCCAUCGAAGACCUGAUCAACCAGCCUCAAGGCUCUUGCUUGCCGACUCUCUACCGGAACAAGACCGUCGCGAUCACCAAGAUUGAUCGGAGGAAUCGGACGGUCCAGAUCAACCGGGUCCGGAUCUCCCACCCGAAUCUCUUCCAAGAAGGAUCCGUCUCGAUCCACGGCGUUCCUUCCCCGUUCGCGGCUGUGGAUACCGAAUAUGACGUCAUCCACGGACCUGAGUGCGACGCGGAUUUUGGCGUCGUUUCUGGUUCUGGCGGACUGAAGAAGAAGAAGAAGAAAACGACGAGUCGUGUGGAGUGGGCUCGGAUUGUUCGGCUGCUGAGCUCGAAGGGGUUUGUGUCGUUUGCGAUUGGGCUGCAUUCUGUUCUUGAUGGGAUUGUUGAAGACGAGAGAAACGUGAGCUCUGUGACGAUUUUUGUGCCGCCAAGAUUGGAGCUUGGAGGUGAUCGUCAUUAUCCUCAGGCUUUGCUUGAGAAGGUUGUGAGGUUCCACAUUGUGCCUCAGAGGCUUACACACAAGGAGCUUAUGGCACUGCCUGCGAGGACUCUGCUCAAGACUAUGGUUCAUGGUGACCAGCAGCCUCUUGAAGUCACUGGGGUUGUGAGCUUCAUGCCGGAAUUGGUCAUCGAUGGCGUGAGGAUCGUGGCGCCUGACACCUAUGUUUCAGAGAGCGUGGUUGUCCAUGGGAUUUCUCGAGCUUUCGAGGUGAAUGAUCUGCCUAAUACCCAAUAA
This is a messenger RNA of Fragaria vesca subsp. vesca, 1107 nucleotides long. Its product is annotated as fasciclin-like arabinogalactan protein 21-like. The transcript has a single exon. Bases 1 to 1107 code for a protein of 368 amino acids. The record is from RefSeq and is a predicted model, not a curated record. NCBI's taxonomy places the organism in Eukaryota, Viridiplantae, Streptophyta, Magnoliopsida, Rosales, Rosaceae.